Molecule: messenger RNA, 1710 nt
Organism: Cajanus cajan (pigeon pea)
Lineage: Eukaryota; Viridiplantae; Streptophyta; Magnoliopsida; Fabales; Fabaceae
Product: Protein phosphatase 2C family protein
Biological process (GO): protein dephosphorylation
Molecular function (GO): protein serine/threonine phosphatase activity; cation binding
Source: RefSeq, a predicted model, not a curated record
UCCCCUAUUUCCCUGCUCACCUCUCCUUUUUCCUGUCGCUUUUGCCAAAUCUCGCUAUGCUUCUCCUUGAAGCUCCAAUUUCUCUCUCCCUCUAGGGUUUACCUCUCAUUCUAGAUUCCAAAUAGAUACUAUCUCUACAUGAUUUGAUUCUUCUCCCAACCUUUACUUGAUCCCGAUUCCGAUUCCUGGAACGUUUUUAAUUGGAUCCGCUUCAUAUCGGAUCCGGAUUCGACGAACAUUCAACCCUUGAUUCCGCAAUUCUCUCCGAAUUUUGCCUUGAAUUUGCUUUUCGAAUCGAUGAUUAUUGUAGUUUAGAGAGUUCAAUAUUAAAAAAAGGUACAUCGGAUAGAUGGUAUGCAGCAGUUGUGUAAGGUCUUUGUUUGUUCAAGCUGGAAUCUUCGCCAACAGAGUGAAAAUCAACGGCAUUGGGAGGAGUUUGCGAGCAGCUCGUGGUUUUUCUUAUUGGCCAAUUCGUGAAUACAAGACAAGCAUAGGGAUGAUGGUUGAUACGGGUUCUAUGUCUAGGGCCGGACCUCUGGUUGAUAUGAUGCCAGAGAAAGAUGAUGAUGGUCGGUUUGCCAGUGGAGGGUGGAAAAGUGAAGAUGGAGGACUUAGCUGUGGUUAUUCAAGUUUUAGGGGGAAGAGAGUGACAAUGGAGGAUUUUUAUGAUAUUAAGACAUUGAAGAUUGGUGGCCAAUCAAUAUGCUUAUUUGGAAUAUUUGAUGGUCAUGGUGGUUCUCGUGCUGCUGAGUAUUUAAAGGAGCAUCUCUUUGAUAACCUCGUGAAGCAUCCCAAAUUUUUGACAGAUGCCAAAUUGGCAAUAAGUGAAACAUAUCAACAGACUGAUGCGGAUUUUCUGGAUUCCGAAAAGGAAACCUUCAGGGAUGAUGGAUCUACAGCUUCAACAGCGGUUUUGAUUGAUAACCAUCUUUAUGUAGCUAAUGUCGGAGAUUCCAGGACUAUAAUAUCAAAAGCUGGUAAAGCAAUUGCUCUCUCUGAGGAUCAUAAGCCAAAUAGAAGUGAUGAGCGAAAGAGAAUUGAGAAUGCUGGUGGUGUUGUCAUGUGGGCAGGUACAUGGAGGGUAGGAGGGGUUCUUGCAAUGUCUCGUGCCUUUGGUAACCGUAUGUUGAAGCAGUUUGUUGUAGCAGAACCUGAGAUCCAGGACCAGAAGAUAGAUGAACAAAUUGAACUGCUUAUUCUUGCUAGUGAUGGACUCUGGGAUGUAGUACAGAAUGACGAUGCUGUUUCUCUUGCCCGCGCAGAAGAGGAGCCUGAGGCAGCUGCUCGAAAGUUGACAGAAGCAGCAUUUUCUCGUGGUAGUGCAGAUAACAUUACAUGCAUUGUGGUUCGCUUCCAUCAAGACAAAACAGACCUAGCUAAUCCUGACAAAGCAGAAUCAGCUGGUGCUCAACACGAGCAGACCAAGUGAAAGCACAAAUGCACGUGUUAAGUCUUUUCGCGUCAAACAUGGAUGAACUGUGAGGUCAGCACAUGCAUGAUAGCUCAAUAUGCAUGUCAACAGGUGAUUUGUUUAUUCAUUAGUUUUCCUUCUGUAAGUCACUAUUGAAUUGGGAUUUUUGAGUCGUGUUCUUCUUCCGAUAACUGAAUUCAGCAGCGUGUAUGCGUAUAUAUUUCAAGUUUUCCUGUUUGUAGAGGCAAAUUGGUAAUUUUGUUUUGAUCCAAUAAAUGCAAUGUGCAUUUUAUCAUGUU